Toxotes jaculatrix (banded archerfish) is the source of this 2608-nucleotide messenger RNA. It is a transcript of the gene mis12, whose product is annotated as MIS12 kinetochore complex component. The coding region runs from base 14 to 703 and encodes 229 amino acids. Gene Ontology annotation, cellular component: chromosome, centromeric region; nucleus. The transcript is spliced from 2 exons. The record is from RefSeq and is a predicted model, not a curated record. Gene Ontology annotation, biological process: kinetochore assembly; protein localization to kinetochore; mitotic cell cycle. NCBI's taxonomy places the organism in Eukaryota, Metazoa, Chordata, Actinopteri, Toxotidae.
GAAGUGAUUCAACAUGGCGCGGGAAGCCCGGGAAGAGAGGGAGAUGGAUGUCAGCGGAGAGGUCGACGCAGAGGCGGACAGUCUCUCUCCAUCGACUUUAAAACUAUACGAGGCACAGUUUUUCGGCUUCACCCCGCAGACCUGCAUGUUACGGAUCUACAGCGCCUUCCAGGACUGCCUGUAUGACAUUUUACCCGUGGUGGAGAAGGUGUGUGUGAGGCAGCUGAGUAAAGGCCAGUCGGACGGGGCCGAGGAGCUGCUCCGUACCCGGGCCCGGGAGUGCAGUCGGAAACUGCAGCAGUACCUCGAAGACCGGUUCAGGCAGCUGUCGGAGCGGAUGGAGGCGCUGCUGGUGAACCGCUGCUUCUCCGUGCCGCCAAAUGUCCUGCUGCCCGACGACCAGUCACACAACAGCUACCCCCAAGACCUACAGGAGGUGCUGAGGCUGGAGUUGUCCCUGGCAGACCUCCAGAGAGCCUAUGAAGCAGAAGUUUGUGCCAGACAGGCCCUGGAAGCCGAACUGGCGGAGCAGAAGGAGGUGCAGACGCAGCUGGAUGGGAUCCUGACCUGGGUCAGAGAGCUGCAGGAAGCCUGGGUCAAGGAGGGUAACGGCAACUUCCAUGAAAGUUUCCGACUGGCGAUGGAGUCAGUAAAGAAACUGCAGGAGGCCGUCAGAGAGGUCUACAACAAAGUGCCUCACUGAACUGAUGUUGUGGAAAUUCUGCAAUAAAUAAUAUAUAAUAAAUGGGUUUCUGUGCAAACCAGAUGCACAAAGCUAAUAUUUCCCACACAAGCUUAGAUGCAUUAAAGUCACACUGUGUAAUAGACUUGGGUACAUAAAAGUAAUUAUUGUCCCCUGUUGGUCAUGAAGAUGGCACUAUUGUUCAUUUCUUGUGAAAAGAAGAGUGAAACAUGCAUCUAUUGCUUUAUGAAUAUACAUCAUAAUUUUAUCCCAAUGAAACUUAAAAACAGUAGCAUCAGCUGACAUUAGUUAGGUUUACUUCUCCACAGCAGUUUAAUGUAAAUAAUAAAGCAGAUGGAUGCAUUUCUGGGUCCGUUUAACUGAUUUAUUCUUAAUACUCAAGUACUUUUUCCUCAUGUAUCUCCUCCUACCCUCAUCUUUACUGUCCUGUACCGUGUGGACACAAUAAUGUCAACUCUCUACAUUAUACAGGACAGAAAUGCAGUUCAUCACCACAAAGCACACCCUCAAAAACUGAACUCUUAACAGCUCUUACUUUCUUAACUUUAUUUGUAGCUUGAAAGUGGCAGUAUUUGUUUCAUUGUCGUUUCCCUGGAUUGCAUUGGCUUGUUGAGGUGUUCAUAUUAUGAUGUCCACCACCCUCAAGAGCAGCAGUUUGAAGACACAGUGAUUCACAGCAGAGGGCGCUCUCUGCAUGUUAAUGCCACUCAUCCAGUCUAAUCCAUCCUCACUUGAAGCAUGGGCCUGUUUGUUGAAAUGAUAGUCAACCAAUGAUCAAACAUUUCUGAAUAAGCUGAAACAUUAGUAACACUUUAUUUACAGAAUUUUGCAUUUGCAGGUUUUGCAUUGUUGCUUGGACGAAACACUGAUAUUUGAAGACAUUACCUUGGACUGUGGAAAAUUAUUACUCACAUUUUAUGCAAUUUUCUUACUUCUUAUGAACAAAACAAUUGUUAAUUGAGAAACGACAGGUGAAUCAAUAAUGAAAAUAAUUAUUAGCUGCAGAGCUGCUAGACAUCCCAGCUGCACAUUAUUGAAAAUAUUAUAUUUUUAUUGCUCUUCUAAUUGAAUUCUGCUAUUAUUAUUUCCUCUUCACUUUAUAUGAAAUGUACUAUGUUUGACUGUAGACACUGUUUACAGAGCAGUAGGGGGCAGCAACUGCAUUUCAUAAUCAUUUAAUCAUUAAAUGAUUAUGAAAUGCAGUUGCUAAUAUAACAGUUUCUUAGAGACAGUUAUUUAUUUGUUUUUUCUCACGAGACUCAGAGCCAGAGUUAGAGUGGUCAGAAUAAUUUAAAGAAGGGAAAUUUAUUUUAAAGGUGAAGAACUGGAGGUUGCUGUGCUGUAACUACUGCUGAAGCCUGGGGGAAGUGAAAAGAGAGCUGCAAUUGUUAUUACAUAUAAUCGAAGGUAAAAACUGCAAACAUGACAGACAUGGUUAUGAAAUAAUCAUGUAAGUAAAAACAAUCCACAACUUGCUGGAGCCAGAAGCUGUGAUUGGUAUUGCUGAUGUCAGAUUUACAGCCACAACAACAACAAUUGGAACCAAAAGAAAGUACAGAAACAACAACAACAGGUCCACAGUAAACAGUCAACAUUUGUUUUAGCAUUCCUGACGUGUGUGUGUGUGUGUGUGUGUGUGUCACCUGCCUGUUGUGAUAGACUUGAGAAAUGCUCAGUCCAGAUGGAGAGGUGUGAGAACUAGUCAUUAUUUCUGUUUGUGUGUUGACCAGUUUCUCUCUAGCAGGAAAUAAAUAAAUAAAUACACAUACAGCAUGUCUUUACUUGGAGCAAUUUGUUUGUAAUAAAAAUAACAAAAGGUAUCACUUACUUAAAAAUCUUGUCCAAUCAAUGUCCCAUUCAGUCAUUUUUCAUUUUGUUUUCUGAGGUUUGAAAUGAGCUAAAAAC